AUGGCAACCUUAAGAGUGUUUGUUGUGUUGGUUCUCUUUAUUCUGAAUAUUCAUCACUCUCAUUCUGAAAAGAGCACAUGUCCAUCAGAAAAUGAGCAACCCAUGUUCAUAUUUGGAGACUCUCUGUAUGAUUCUGGAAACAAUAACUACAUUCCCACCUCCCCAAUUUUCCAAGGCAACUUCCCUCCAUAUGGAGAAACUUUCUUCAACUAUCCCACUGGAAGACUGUCUGAUGGACGUUUGAUCACAGAUUUUAUUGCUGACUAUGCAGAGCUUUCACAUAUUUCUCGGUUAUUCUUGGACCCUAGACGGCUUAAUUCAUAUACUAAUGGAGUCAACUUUGCAUCUGCUGGAGCUGGAGCUUUGCCUGAAACUAAUCCAGGAUUGGUGAUUGACAUGAGAACUCAAGGAUUGUACUUUACGAGAGUUAGCAGGCAAUUGAGGCAACAACUUGGAGAACUCAAAGCUAGAAGAUUGUUGUCCACAGCUGUUUAUCUUUUUUCCAUUGGAUCCAAUGACUAUGCAUCCCCUUUCUAUACAAACCCCAUGAAUGUCACUGUUCCAUACCCUCCAAGAAAUUUUGUAGAUUUCGUCAUUGGCAACAUUACAACAGUGAUCAAAGGAAUUUACAAUGAAGGUGGAAGAAAAUUUGCGUUUCUAAAUGUUGCUCCUCUGAGUUGUGCUCCGUUACUAAGGACAUUCGUGAAUGGAACAACUGUAGAAGCAUGUCUUCAAGCACAACCUUCUGCUCUUGCAAGACUACACAAUAUUGUUCUUUCCAGAUCUUUUCAAAACCUAGAAAAACAACUGAGCGGAUUCAAAUACUCAAUUUUUAACUUCUAUGAUGCAAUUCUGGAAUUGGUCAAGUACCCUUCAAAAUAUGGUUUCAGAGAGGGGAGUGUGGCUUGUUGUGGAGGUGGACCCUACAGAGGAGAUUAUAGUUGUGGAGGGAAAAGGGGUAUCGAAGAAUUUGAAUUAUGCAGUGAUCCUGGUGAGAAUGUGUUCUUUGAUUCUCUUCAUCCAUCUGAGAAAGCUGCUGAACAUUUCGCUCAGCUAAUGUGGAAUGGUAACAGAGAUGUGAUUGAGUCUUACAAUCUGAAGCAGUUGUUCAACUUUUAA
Molecule: messenger RNA, 1119 nt
Organism: Vigna angularis (adzuki bean)
Lineage: Eukaryota; Viridiplantae; Streptophyta; Magnoliopsida; Fabales; Fabaceae
Product: GDSL lipase
Exons: 5
Coding region: 1-1119 (372 amino acids)
Molecular function (GO): hydrolase activity, acting on ester bonds
Source: RefSeq, a predicted model, not a curated record